AACAACUGAACUACGUAACAAACCACAAUUCCACACUCAGAACAAAACAAUCAAAAACAAUGACAAUCAUCCAUGUCGUCGCAUUCAAGACCGCUACUCCCUCCACCAUCGGGCCUCUGACAACAAGCAUCAAAGCUCUGAAAGAUAACUGCAUAAACCCUAGGACUGGCAAACCUUACAUACUUGACCUGAGGGGUGGAAAACAAAUUUCUACUGAAGGAUUGGAUAGGGGCAUGCAGGUCGUUUUCGUACUGGAAUUCGAGAAUGAUGACGACCUCCAGUACUACAUUGAUGAAGAUCCUGCUCAUGAACAAUUCAAGAAAAGCGCCAAAGGAGAAUGGGAGGCAAUUGAUGUUCUUGCAUUGGACUUCAGCAACGGGAAAUUCUGAGCACCUGCCGCUGUAGUGUUCAGUGCUUGUCUGCGAGAGACACCAGUAUUCAUUCAUGAAACAUGCUCUACCUUUUGUCUUUCCGUGGCCUAGUGGGAAGCCCGCGUGUCAAUUCAGCUUUCCCUCACUUUAUCCUGCAUCGCAUUCCUACUGCACUUUCGAUAAAGGACCCUGCGCUGUUGGAUAAAUUCGUUUCUACUGAAAACCUUGUUAGCAGCAUGAAAUGUACUUGUUGUUUUCUUCUCGGCU
Cryptococcus deneoformans JEC21 is the source of this 638-nucleotide messenger RNA. Its product is annotated as expressed protein. The record is from RefSeq and is a predicted model, not a curated record. Bases 60 to 389 code for a protein of 109 amino acids. The transcript has 4 exons. Lineage: Eukaryota; Fungi; Basidiomycota; Tremellomycetes; Tremellales; Cryptococcaceae.